CAGUCCCUCGCGCUUCCUUUUCCAGCAGCGCCUGCGAUCAUGGCGGACGUGGUUGCGGAGCAGGUUGCGGACCAGAAACCAGUCCCUGAUCAAGAGCUGAACGGGGAGGCGGAGGACAGAGAAGAGGCCGACCCCGUGGAGGAGACAGCAAAAAAGAAGAAGAAAAAGAAGAAGAAGAACAAGUCCGCAACUGCAGGCACUGAGGCAGAGACUGACGGAGUGGCCGAGGUGACCAAACAGCUGGAGAAACAGGCGAUAGAAGACAAAGAGAAGGAGGAGGAUGGAGAGGAAGAUGGAGAUGAUGGAGAAAACUCGUCAGGGAAAAAGAAGAAGAAGAAAAAGAAGAAGAAAGGACCCAAAUCUCAGACUGAUCCCCCGUCUGUGCCCAUCUGUGAGUUAUACCCAAAUGGUGUGUUCCCCAUCGGACAGGAGUGUGAAUACCCCACUGUACAGGACGGGCGCAGCGCAGUGUGGCGUACGACAAUCGAGGAGAGGCGGGUGAUGGAUAAAGCCAAUGAGGAGGUGUGGAAUGACUUCAGACAGGCGGCAGAAGCCCACAGACAGGUCCGCCAGCACGUCCGCGGCUUCUUGAAACCCGGCAUGACCAUGAUUGAAAUCUGCGAGCGGCUGGAGGACUGCUCUCGUAAGCUGAUAAAGGAGAACAAGCUGAAUGCCGGCCUGGCCUUCCCCACCGGCUGCUCCCUCAACCAUUGUGCUGCCCACUACACUCCCAAUGCCGGAGACACCACCGUCCUGCAGUAUGACGACGUCUGCAAGAUCGACUUCGGCACGCACAUCAACGGGCGAAUCAUUGACUGUGCCUUCACUGUCACAUUUAAUCCAAAGUACGACAAGCUGCUGGAGGCUGUGAGAGACGCCACCAAUACUGGAAUCAAAAACGCCGGCAUUGAUGUGCGUCUGUGUGAUGUUGGAGAGGCGAUUCAAGAAGUGAUGGAGUCCUACGAGGUUGAGCUUGAUGGCAAAACAUACCAAGUGAAGCCGAUCCGAAACCUGAAUGGUCAUUCAAUCGGUCAGUACAGAAUACAUGCAGGAAAGACGGUGCCCAUUGUCAAAGGAGGAGAAGCAACGAGGAUGGAGGAGGGAGAGGUCUAUGCCAUUGAAACAUUCGGCAGCACGGGUAAAGGCGUCGUCCAUGAUGACAUGGAGUGUUCUCACUACAUGAAAAACUUUGAUGUCGGCCAUGUUCCUAUCAGGCUUCCCAGAGCAAAACACCUCCUGAACGUCAUCAACGAGAACUUCGGCACGCUGGCGUUCUGCCGCCGUUGGCUGGACCGUCUUGGCGAGAGCAAGUACCUGAUGGCCCUGAAAAACCUGUGCGACCUGGGCAUCGUGGACCCCUACCCUCCCCUCUGCGACACCAAGGGCUGCUACACGGCUCAGUUCGAGCACACCAUCCUGCUCAGGCCCACCUGCAAGGAGGUAGUGAGCCGGGGAGAUGACUACUGACACCCCCACCCCACCUACGGCACCACAACACCCCCUACACCACCGCUCUGCACCUCCAGACCCUGUUAGCAACUCCUUCAGAGAAACAGCAGAAAAAGUCUCCUAAACAGGAUGUCAGCAGCUCUGAGGGAUGCCAAAUGCUACUGUAUUCUACCCACAAUGCACCACUCACAGCUUGCACAGAAGGAGGACUGGCUUUCUGAGUUUUCUGUCAUCACCCACAGCUAAAGAAAAAUGCCUCAACAUGUUUUUGUGGGAGGAGGGAUUGUAGUCUCCUUCAACAUCCUGUGGACCUAAUUUACAAACAAGUAAACAACCUGACAGUUAAAGAUUUAAUAAGCUGCCGCUAAAUCGAAUGCACCCCCAGUAUUCAUGAGAUGGAGAGCGUGGGAAACCCCUUUAUUACCUCCCUUUCAUUUUCAAAGUUUCUAUGGCUCCACUCUGAGCCUCCAGUGCUUUAGUGCUCCAGUUAAGUUAAGCACAACUGCUACUGAGUUGAAGAAGUGGUUAUGCCGUUGCAUGGCCAAAAAUCUCUGCAAAGGACAAUUCCUAAAAUUCAAAGCUCGGGGUGUCGUAGUAAUAAAAGCCGACUACAUGCAGGCACCGUGCAUCUGCAGCUGUAUGUUUGGCUUCUGUCGCUACAGGAGGGAACUCUGCACUUUGGCCCUCCAGUCAUCGUUUCUUUGAUAUUUGUAAAAUAUCUUCGAAAUGGUUGCUGCCACUGUAUGUUCCCGAUUGAGAUGCUUCAUUUUGAAUCCCUGAAAAUGUUUUUGUAAGAAAAAAAAAGAUUAAAAUGAUUUUGCUCAUUGUA
Cheilinus undulatus (humphead wrasse) is the source of this 2278-nucleotide messenger RNA. Its product is annotated as methionine aminopeptidase 2-like. Bases 40 to 1467 code for a protein of 475 amino acids. Gene Ontology annotation, biological process: proteolysis. Lineage: Eukaryota; Metazoa; Chordata; Actinopteri; Labriformes; Labridae. The transcript has 11 exons. Gene Ontology annotation, molecular function: metalloaminopeptidase activity. The record is from RefSeq and is a predicted model, not a curated record.